This is a messenger RNA of Prosopis cineraria, 471 nucleotides long. RefSeq lists its product as uncharacterized. The record is from RefSeq and is a predicted model, not a curated record. Lineage: Eukaryota; Viridiplantae; Streptophyta; Magnoliopsida; Fabales; Fabaceae. Gene Ontology annotation, molecular function: protein binding. The transcript is spliced from 2 exons. The coding region runs from base 1 to 471 and encodes 156 amino acids.
AUGGGAGGUGGAAGUUCCCGAAGAGAUCCUGAAAUUCCCACAACUACUCCACCAGCACAACCUUCUCAACCAGCAGUUGAUGAAGCAGAAUUUCCAGUUAACGCCGACUUAACGAAUCGUCAAGAGACGAUCCUCCAUGUGGCCACUCAAGCGAACCAGGUUCACUUUGUCAACAAGCUGGUGAAUAUGAGUGAAGCAGAUAUGGAAAUGCUAGACGUAAAUGGGAACACUGCGUUUCAGUUCGCUGCAGCAUCUGGGAAUACGAAGAUCGUUGAAAUAAUGGAGAGACGUAAUCCGCGGUUGAGAACGAUAAGGGGAUCCGGAGGAAUCAUUCCUCUUCAAGUGGCUGCUUUACAAGGAAGAAGUGAAAUAGCAAAGCAUCUAAAAUCUGCUGAUGACGGAUUUCACAAUGUUGAUGACUUGAGAAAUCUAUUAUUCUGCUGUGUCAACUCUGGAAUCUAUGGUAAGUAA